Messenger RNA from Adineta steineri, 894 nucleotides. The record is from the annotation of a GenBank genome assembly. Lineage: Eukaryota; Metazoa; Rotifera; Eurotatoria; Adinetida; Adinetidae.
AUGGAAUUAGUACGUAUUGGUCAAAAAUAUCGAAUCGGACGUAAAUUAGGUUCAGGAUCAUUUGGAGAAAUCUAUCUUGGUACAAAUAUUAAUACUGAUGAAGAAGUAGCGAUUAAACUUGAAAAUGUUAAAGCACAACAUCCACAAUUACGAAUUGAAUCGCGAAUCUAUCGUUUAAUGCAAGGUGGAGUUGGUAUACCAAUUCUGAAAUGGUUUGGAAAAGAAGGAGAAUAUAAUGCUUUGGUUCUAAAUUUACUUGGACCAUCAUUAGAAGAUUUAUUUAUACUUUGUCAAAGAAAAUUUUCAUUAAAAACUGUUCUUUUACUUGCUGAACAAAUGAUCAGUCGAAUUGAUUUUGUUCAUUCAAGAAAUUUUAUUCAUCGUGAUAUAAAACCUGAUAAUUUUUUGAUGGGACAUGGUCGAAAAGGAAAUCUUGUUCAUAUUAUUGAUUUUGGUCUUGCAAAAAAAUAUCGUGAUACACGUACACAUCAACAUAUAGCUUAUCGAGAUGAUAAAAGUCUAACAGGAACUGCACGUUAUGCAUCAAUUAAUGCACAUAUUGGCAUUGAACAAAGUCGUCGAGAUGAUUUAGAAUCACUUGGUUAUGUUUUAAUGUAUUUUCUUCGUGGUAGUCUUCCGUGGCAAGGUUUAAGAAAUGGAAGUAAACGUCAAAAAUAUGAACGAAUUAAUGAGAAAAAAAUGUCAACAUCAGUUGAAGAAUUAUGUAAAGGUUAUCCUGCGGAAUUUCAAACUUAUCUUACAUAUUGUCGUUCAUUACGUUUUACUGAUAAACCAGAUUAUUCACAAUUACGAGAUUUAUUUCGUAGUUUAUGUCAUCGACAAGGUUUUUCUUAUGAUUAUAUAUUCGACUGGGCAACGCUCAAACCUCGAUAA